Messenger RNA from Penicillium egyptiacum, 1740 nucleotides. Lineage: Eukaryota; Fungi; Ascomycota; Eurotiomycetes; Eurotiales; Aspergillaceae. The record is from the annotation of a GenBank genome assembly.
AUGGAUGAGGAGAGUCGUCCGAUGGCGAGAUCUGAUGCUCAGCCACGCUCACCGGCCAGGAACCGAGCUGGCAGCGAUGCGGAUUGUAUCUCACCCAUGAGAACCUCCGUUGAUAAUGGCAGUGGUACCCGUCGAUAUAGCUCGGUUGCUUCGAGACGCAGUAAUGGUAGUGGAGUACCCAGUUUGGUUCCCCGCACUAGUCUCGCACAGCGCACGCAGGGCAAAUUCACCCUAGCUGGGCCGGAUGGAACCCCCCAGCUGCGGUUAGCUCAGGAACCCUUUGUCCAGCCGGGGUACGCAGAUCUAAACCCAUCCUAUGAACAAGCCUCCAACGCCAGACCAGUCUGGUCUCUGGCAAAGCCGCUACCCCGUGUGGUGCGGCCGAGCAUGGUACCCACUAAGGAUGAGCUCUUGCAAAACCUGGCGAAUGCCCAGCAUGCUACGGAGAACUCGCAAAGGUUCAGGCUUGACGUGGACCCAAAUGAUAUCGAGCAGGAUCGCAUUGAUAAGUCUACCGACCCGCGUAAAAUGGCUGCCCAGGUUGAGGACGCUCGUUUGCAGCGCGAGAAUAAUUUCAUGAAUAAGAUUCUCACUGGGGAUGGCACCUCCGCGAGACAGACUUCGCGCAUGUCGCGUACCUCCUCGGUCAGAGGGAGACGUCCUUUGGCCUGGGAUCUGCCCCCAGAUCAACUGUCGACUGUGCAGGAGGGAGAUUCUCCAGCCACCAAUGAACCAGAGGAGCGGCCGGAGUUCGGUGAUGGUCAGUUGGGGAAUCAAGAUCUGGGUGCAAGACUAGACGCACUCUUGGAUAUUCCAGAACUGGAAAAGGCAGGUUACCCCGAAGACCUGCACCCGCUUGUUCAGGAACUGGUCGAAGAUGAAGUGCACAAUAACCACACCACCUGGUCGGUCAUCCGUACACACCGCCGUGAGGCUCUCGCCGAGGGCCUGGGUGUGUUUGUCCAGCUCACUAUGGGUUUCUGUGUCGACUUGUCCGUCACCGUCGCUAAUCAGGGGAAUCCGAACACAACCGCCUGGGCCUGGGGCUUGGCAACUAUGAUGGCCAUCUACAUUUGUGGUGGUGUUUCGGGUGCCCACCUCAACCCCGCCGUGACCAUGGUGUUGUGGUUCUUCCGUGGUUUUCCCAAACGCAAGAUGCCCGAGUAUUUCGCCGCUCAGUUCCUCGCUGCCUUUUGCGCGGCUCUUCUUGCCUAUGGAAUCUACUACGAAGCCAUUCAAAACUACCUCUACCUCAAUCCGGAAACCGGUAUUAUUAACAGCUUUGUGACGAAUUCGCGUGAGGUUUGGGUUGGUUCUACCACGGCGUUCUUCAACGAGUUUAUCGGUACGGCCUUUUUGAUCAUCACCAUUCUAGCUCUUGGUGAUGACCAGAAUGCUCCACCUGGUGCUGGUAUGAAUUCACUGGUCAUUGGCUUGGUCAUUACUUGUCUGAGCAUGUGUUUUGCCCACCAGACCGGAGCGGCAUUCAACCCGAGUCGCGACUUUGGUCCGCGGCUUGCGCUUCUCGCUGUCGGUUACCCUAACACUCUGUUCACUGAUCCUUACUGGUUCUAUGGGCCUUGGGUCGCAGCUCUGAGUGGCGGGUUUAUGGGUGCUUUCCUAUAUGACCUCUUCAUCUUCACCGGCGGUGAAUCCCCCGUCAACUACCCACUUGAGCGCACCCAGCGCGCCCUGGCCAAGAGUGGGAUGACAUGGAAGCGCCGACUGCAAUUGAAGUAA